Messenger RNA from Orbilia oligospora ATCC 24927, 2064 nucleotides. RefSeq lists its product as uncharacterized. Gene Ontology annotation, biological process: sphingomyelin catabolic process. The transcript is spliced from 6 exons. The coding region runs from base 1 to 2064 and encodes 687 amino acids. NCBI's taxonomy places the organism in Eukaryota, Fungi, Ascomycota, Orbiliomycetes, Orbiliales, Orbiliaceae. The record is from RefSeq and is a predicted model, not a curated record. Gene Ontology annotation, molecular function: sphingomyelin phosphodiesterase activity.
AUGAAGUUUAACACCUCUAUUUUAUUAGCGGCCUCAUUGCUGGCUUCGACAGCCACUGCUGCCGUUCCGGUGGAAGCUUCUGUCGCUGCCCCUAUCACCCCUAGGAAAGCUUUCCCAGACCCAAACUGGGAAGAGCUUGAGAAAAGAGGGAUUAUUGAGAAUAUCGUCAAUGGUAUAAUCGAUAAGAUCCAAAGUACCGUGACAUGCGUAGGAUGCGAGGCGUUAACGACUGCACUGAAGGGUGUCUCUCAUCUUGGUGAUACCGUCUUUAUCAAGGUCAUCACUGCCAUCUGCUCUGGAUUGAAGAUCCAAGACAAAGACGUUUGCACCGGUGUCGUUGCAACUGAAGGCCCGGUUAUCGCGAAAACUCUCCGCAGCCUGACCAUCGGCAGCCGAACCAACAAAGUCCUCUGCUCAACCCUAUUUGGCCUCUGCGAAGCUCCCGAGCUCCUUCCAUACCCUGGUACAAUUCCGUCACCAUCUACAAACCGUCAAGCCGCUCCAAAAACUUCCGCUACAAAGCCGCUAAAGUUUGUCCACAUCAGCGAUACCCAUAUUGACAGGCUCUACAAGAACGGAACAAACACAAAAUGCAACAAACCAAUAUGUUGUAGACCUUACACCCCCGGUGACGAUGUCGGAAAGACAUCAAAUCCGGCCGGUCCAUUUGGAAGUACUGGGUGUGAUACUCCUGUUUCUCUAGAACAGAGUAUGUUCCAGGCUAUCAAGGAACUUGCAGGGGAUGCAGAUUUUAUGAUCUUUACAGGUGAUAUUCUCGACGCUGCUUUGUGGUUGCAGAGCCAGGAACAUACCCUUGAGAAUAUUAAGGGCAUGUACGGCGAUAUCUCGAAGAGCGGCAUUUCUGCCAAAGUAUAUGGUGUCAUUGGAAAUCAUGAUACUGCACCUGUCAAUUUGUUCCCAAUUGUUGAACCAGAGUCGGAUUAUGAUAGCGCUCUGCCAUAUUAUACACAGAACAGCAUUGAGCUACAAAAAUGGAUUGGUGCCGCCGCCGCCAAGUCACUCAAGGAAAACUACGGUUGCUACUCCGUGGUUCAUCCAGGAACAAACCUGAAGGUCAUCAGCAUUAGCACCAACUUCUGGUACAGCUUGAACGUUUGGGUCUACGACAACAACGGCAUGGAUCGCGCUAGGGAUCCAGGAAACGUCUUCAAGUGGCUUACUGGAGAGCUCCAGGCUGCUGAAACCGCUGGUUUAUCCGCCUACAUCAUCGGACAUAUGCCGCCUGGUGUCGUUGAUGCUUUACCAGACUAUUCCAAUUAUUUCAACAAGAUCGUUACGAGAUACAGUAGCACUAUCAAGGGCAUGUUCUGGGGCCACACUCAUAGCGCCGAAUUCGAAAUCACUUACAACAACAAAGCUGCCCGCUCGCACAGUAAUGCUGCCAUUACCUCCUACGUUACCUCUUGCGUCACCCCCCGUAAUGCCAACCCAGUCUUCAGAGUCUACAGCAUUGACCCAUCCACCUACCAAGUCCUGGACUAUGAUCACUACUAUACCUCCAUUGCCGAUAUCCCCUACGGGUCCACUAAGAAACCACAAUGGAAGAAAUUAUACAACGCAAAGGCCACAUUAGGACCGCUAGUUUCCCCACCACUAUCAGCAAACGCGCCGCUUACUCCAGCUUUCUGGCAUAACCUCACAGUUGCGUUCGAAAAGAAUGAUAAUGCGUUCCAAGCAUGGUUCGACCGCAAGAUUGCGGAUUUCAGAACAACAGAAGAUUGUGAUGCAGAUUGCAAGGCCAAGGAGAUUUGUCAGAUGAGAGCCUCGAGUGCGGAACUUACUUGUUACAAACCGAAGAUUACAUCGCUGAAAAAGAAGAAUAAGAGAGAUACAUUUGAGGACUAUAUGGUAGAUUUGCCGGAUAUUGAGAGCGGUGAGGCUCUGGAGGCUGUAGACCAGUAUCUACAUAGGGGACCUAGAACGCAGCAUGGAACCUUAGAGUGUGGUGGGCAUAUGCUAGAAGUUUUUAUGAAGUUAGCAAGGGAUAAGGAUUCGAUUACAAAGAUUGUUGAAACGGAGGUUAGGGGGCGGGCAGUGGUGUAG